AUGUGGCACGAUGCUCGCCGAUCUGGCAGACACGUGGCCGUCCUUGCUCCUGGUUCGAGCGAAUCGCUCUAUAGCGAUGCUGCUCAGCUGCCACCCCAAGAGGAAGGGAGGGCGGGAAAGCUGUCAGGAUCAUCUGGGGAAGGGCCUAUCGAGUACGUGAUGGGGCAUGAUGCAGUUGGUGGCACAGAGACAGGGGCAUUUGAAGCCGCAGCAGGAUUUGAAGCAGCAGCGGGUGGAGGAUCAACAGGUGGAGCAUUCGAGACGGCAGCAUGUGAAGUGACUCUGAUUGAGAAGAUGGAAAUAGCGCGGCCCAGCAUAACAGUGGGCACGCACCCUCCCAAGCCUGUCUCCUCCGACCCGUCAGACUCAGCCCCGCCUGUGUUCGAGUGGCGGGUGGAGGGCCAUGGGUUUCUGAUUUCUCGUGGGUUCAACCACACGGAAGUGGAUAUCAGAGUGGGGGGGUCGAGGCUGCAGGCUAAUCUGACCAACCAGCGCCACUGGAACCCGUCUGAUCCCGGGGCAGGCCCAGAGGGGUGGGCGGCAUCAGUGUCACAGCUGAUUCCUGGAGGAAUGGGCGAGCUGCCGUGCCGCUGGUUUGUCAACAGCCUGGGUUCAACCGCCUCGUUCCGCUUCUGGAACGAGAGUGAGGGCGUGGAGGUGGAGGGGAGGGGGUGGGCGCACGAGGAGAAGAACUGGGGGGCGUACUUCCCUGCAGGCCACGUGUGGAUGCAGGGCAUGUCAUCUGAUAACACCGUACAGCUGACUUCCGAUCCAUUGGCCCCCUCACCUCCUUCACCAGUUACCCCACACUCUCCUCGUCCAUCCUCCUUCGUCUAUUCUCGUUAUUCACCUCGCCUUCCCCAUGCUUCCCUCUCCCUCCCCCAUCCCCCCUUUCCCUCCCCCCAUCCCCCUUCCCUCUCCCCCACACCCCCUUCCCAAUGUCGACCAUUUUCUUCUCCACAGCUGGUGGGAGCGGGAGCGUUUUUCCGCUUCGCCUCCCUCCCCUCCCUCCCCUCGCCUCUCGUCCUCUCGCUCGGCCUCCGAACCGCACACCACUCCCUCGACUUCCGAUCCAUCGACCCUCUCACCUCCUUCUCUCCCCCCACCAUCGACCCCUGCUCCGGCCACUUCUCCCUCGCCGCCCGGACGCCGACCGCCGCCCUGCGGGUGCGGGUGCAUGCGCCGCCAUCGUCUUUUAGCGGGGCAGUGUGGAUGCCGAGGGCUGAUGGGGAUUGGGAUGCGACUGGGCGGGAAAGCUUCAGUGCUGUUAUGGAGAUUGAGCUGGAAGUGUGGGGGGAUGGGGAGGGGAAGGGGAAGGGGAAAGGGAAGGGGAAGGGGGAGGGGGAGGGGGAGCGGGAGGGGCUGGGGGAGGGGAAGGGGGAGGGGAAGGGGGAGGAGGGGAAGGGGGAUGAGGAAGGGAGGGGGAGUUCGGGAGGGGUGACAGGGGGAGGAUGGUUGGUGGGUGGAGAUAGUGGGUUGGUAAAGCUGGUCCGUUUCGUCCUCCGUGGCGGUGGCGCGCAACAUUAUAUCGUCGUCGUCGCGUCGCUCGUCCUGCUGCUUCUCGCCGAUGGGCCCGCCGCGACUCUGAUUCUACCCUACGUUUUGCCCUACCCUGGCCUUCUGAAAUGCGCACUCACGGCGAAUCUAGAGGCGGAUCUGGCGCCUGGCGGAGGGGAGCGCGCAGCCGACGCGCGGCUCGACAUCCUCGUCUACAGCUAUCGUGGCAAGACAAACGUGAAGGUGCACAUUCACUAUGAGAGCCCAUCCGGUGUAGCACCCACAGGCCAGUCCAUCCACAAGGGCCAAAUAGGCAGCAGCAGUGAGCCGAUCUGGAACAUUGACGGCGAUUGGACGGUAGAAGAUCCCGGCGAGUGGGACCUAUCAUUGUGGUACAUGGGCGCGCUGGUGGCAAAUCUGAACGCAGGCAAUGUGCGGUCCAUCCUUGGGGAGAUCCCGACCAACGUGAACAUCCGCCUGCGAGCGCACGCGCUCUCCUCCUCCCCCAUCGCCCAAACCGUCAACAAGGCCUACUCAGACAGCAACGGGCUGCCUGCGUACAACGGGCAGACCAACGUGAACAUUCGCCUGCGAGCGCACGCGCUCUCCUCCUCCCCCAUCGCCCAGACCAUCAACAAGGCCUACUCCGGCAACAACGGGCUCCCCGUGUGGGUGGUGUCAGGGCAGUGGUCGCGAGACAACAGCAACGACGUAUACACACUGCAAAAGUGGUGCGCUGGUGGCAACGUAGGCAAUGCGCACGACGGAUUGGGGGGAGAUGUUGGGGGGAGAUGUUGGGGGGAGAUGUUGGGGGGAGAUCCCAGUGCAGCAGACGGAUUUUGCGAGCUGAUGGCAAAUAUGAGCCCCGGCAGUGUGCGGUCCAUUGUGGGGGGAGAUCCCACUGCUGACGGCGUGGCACUGGUGCAAGUCUACAGGUACAACGGGAAGACCAACGUGCACAUUCGCCUGCGAGCGCACGCGCUCUCCUCUUCCCCCAUCGCCCAGACUGUAAACAAGGCACACUCGGGCAUCAACGGCCCGCCUGUGUGGGUUGUCCUAGGGCAAUGGACCCGCAGCAACAGCAACAAUGCAUACAACCAGCAGAAAUGGUACUAUGAGGCAAAUAAGAAGUACCCUCCUGGGUCUGCUAGUUCCGUGUACUCUAUUGUUAGGGAGAUCGCCGGGGGUCCGGGGCGGUACUAUGCGGUGGUGAGCUCUGUGACCCAGCCUGUUGGGGCGAUCAGGGGGCAGUUCAGGCUCGCGCUGCCGUUUUCGCUGUACCCGUGGAAUCCGUGCUAG
Closterium sp. Naga37s-1 is the source of this 2796-nucleotide messenger RNA. Lineage: Eukaryota; Viridiplantae; Streptophyta; Zygnematophyceae; Desmidiales; Closteriaceae. The record is from the annotation of a GenBank genome assembly.